Serendipita indica DSM 11827 is the source of this 1509-nucleotide messenger RNA. The record is from the annotation of a GenBank genome assembly. NCBI's taxonomy places the organism in Eukaryota, Fungi, Basidiomycota, Agaricomycetes, Sebacinales, Serendipitaceae.
AUGAGCAUCCGUACGACACGCGCACUUCACAACCUGGGCGCAACAGAGGCACUCCCGGGUCUCUCAGAGCUCACAGGCAAUGUCGAAUCUAUCGCGAAUGAAGCUAAUCGUGUCUCUGUACAAAAGGUCAAGUGCAAGCAUCUCGCCAACAGAUGCAGAGAAUUGCUCGUCACGUUUCAAUCCCAGCGAUUCUCAGCCGGCACAGAUCUUCAGGCUGCGGCAGACGAAGCCGAAAUGCUGUUGGAGAGAAUCUUGAAAAAGUUUGUCGAAUGGAGAGAUCUGAGUAAGCUCCAACGGUAUUUACGACGAGACGAGAUUGGUCAGGGGAUUGACCAAUUGAACCAAGACAUGAAUGUGAUCACGCAACGGUUCAUGAUUCAAGCUGCCGCAUUGACUUAUAUGAGCGUUGCGGAAACCCAAGCGUUGAUGCGACAAGAGAGAGAAGAGACAAAGAACAUGCUGCUCGAUGUCAUCAAGAGCCAAAUGCCAGACGUGAAGCAAAUGGCAUACGCAGGCGACGUUCGUAGCGUCGAGAGCAUCUUGUCUGGAUUACAAAAGGCAUUGCAGGAUGAAUCUAGCCAUCUGAGUAGCGAAGAAGCGCAAACACUCGGCACCGGACUUGUCACACUAGUGCAUGAAACCAACGUCCUACCGCCUAUCAAGGACCUACGGAAUGAAGUUGUGCUCACCUCGACUCAACCGGUGACAGGAGGGGUCUACAGCGACAUUUUCAUGGGAAAAUGGCACGGAGAAAAGGUUGCGGUAAAAGGUCUACGACAUAUACAAGCUACACCACCAGCAGUGAAGGCCUUUGAGCGUGAAAUUAACAUAUGGUCCCGCGUGCGGCAUGAUAACAUCCUUGCUCUUUACGGCCUAACCUCGCUCCCUGGCCGGUCCACCGGUAAACUUUAUAUGGUGUCUCCAUGGCAAGAUCGUGGUGAUAUUCUCGCUUAUUGCCGAGCUAAUCCACAUGCCGAUCGCCUCGCUUUGCUAGAAGGUGCUGCGUCUGCCUUUGCUUAUCUUCAUAGCCAAAAUAUAGUGCACGGGAAUGUGCGCUGUGCGAACAUACUCGUUUCCCCAGAGGAGAAACCGCUGGUCUGUCACUUUGGACUAUCGAAAAUGGUCGAAGAUGUGACGGAGACAGCGGCUCAGACGACGCUCUCAACUGAGCCAAACUAUUCGCGAUAUCUCGCGCCAGAACUUAUCCGGGGUGAUAUCACCAGUCCUCGAAAGAGUACCGAUGUCUAUUCAUUGGCCAUGACGAUCCUGGAAUGUCUCACCCUAGAAAGGCCGUUUGCAAACCGGAAACGGGACGCAUUGGUGAUACGGGACGUUAUAGUGCUCAAUCUGCGACCCAGCCGCCCAACAAACGAGAGUGGCACUCGGUGGAUAUCGGAUGGAGUCUGGAAAUUAUUGACUGAGAUGUGGGCAGAGAACCCACUGGAUAGACCGAGUAUGCAGCACGUACACGCCACUUUGCUAGAUCUGCGGCACAGCGGGAACGAAUGA